UGGCUCUACGGGGUUGUGGCCAUCGAGAGCGUCUACAACCAGCCUUCAGUGUUGGCGAUGUUCAUCAUGGGAGAAUAUUCGCGUAAGAUGGAGAAACUGCCUGAAGAUACUGUCAAGGAGCAUGUGUUGUCCUUGCUGAGGAGAGUGACCAGGCAGGAUGUUCCCACACCGACCUUUUUUAACAGGACGACAUGGGGCAGCAACCCCUGGACGCGAGGCUCCUACUCCUCCUUCGUCAGCGUCGGAGGAACGAAGGCCGGGCUGCUGCGGCGGGAGGCGCUGGCCACGCCCAUCGCCAACGCCAACAGGAAGACGGUGCUGACGUGGGCGGGUGAACACACACACAAUACACGCUACGGCACUGUAGACGGAGCGAUGGCCACGGGGAAGAGGGAAGCUCAUCGGAUACUCAGUAUUCUCAAUGCUAAUUAGUGGAGUUAAUGACUAAUUAGCUGAUAAGGAUGGUUAACAUUACCGGGGUCAUUAGUAACGGCAGCGUCUUCAUCAUUUCUUCUUGUUGGUUGUUGUUGUUGUUGUUGUUGUUGUUGUUGUUGUUGUUGUUGUUCUUCUUCUUCUUCUUCUUCUUCUUCUUCUUCUUCUUCUUCUUCUUCUUCUUCUUCUUCUUCUUCUUCUCCUCCUCCUCCUCCUCUCCUCCUCCUCCUCCUCUCCUCCUUCUCCUCCUUCCCGAUCAUAAUCAUCAUCACAACCUUCAUGACAGUCACUGAUCACCAUCAGUAGCAGCGGAAAGACCAUCUUCACAAUCUUCACAGUCAUCUUCAAGUUUACCAUGUCCUAUUAACGUUUUUUCUGAUACAUAUAUUCACUGGGAGAAGUUUACCAUGUCCUAUUAACGUUUUUUUUUCUAAGAUACAUAUAUUCUUUUAUCAAUGAUUUGUAUAAAAAAUGCAGCUCUAAAUGUAGAUUAAAAUGUUAUAUUGA
Molecule: messenger RNA, 939 nt
Organism: Penaeus vannamei (Pacific white shrimp)
Lineage: Eukaryota; Metazoa; Arthropoda; Malacostraca; Decapoda; Penaeidae
Source: RefSeq, a predicted model, not a curated record